This is a messenger RNA of Scheffersomyces stipitis CBS 6054, 2698 nucleotides long. It is a transcript of the gene YTA6, whose product is annotated as putative AAA family ATPase. Lineage: Eukaryota; Fungi; Ascomycota; Pichiomycetes; Serinales; Debaryomycetaceae. The record is from RefSeq and is a predicted model, not a curated record. The transcript has 2 exons. The coding region runs from base 50 to 2482 and encodes 810 amino acids. Gene Ontology annotation, molecular function: ATP hydrolysis activity; ATP binding.
AUCUAUACGCUGUCUGUUCAUUGUCUGUAGCUGAGCAAUAUAGAUCAGAAUGUUCCGAAAAAAACCCCCUCAGCUCUCGCUCCUCGAGGAACUCAGACAGACCUAUGACGACUGCUGCAACUUCCUGAUCAAGAACCUCGCCCUAGAGGAAAACAACCACGUAGAGGAUGCCCUCAAAGGCUGGAAGGGCUUGCACACGUCCCUUCUCUACAAAAUCGACUUGUUUGACAGGCUGGCUCACAAACUCCUGAACGAUGAAAUCCAGAUCCUCACAGAGUUGAAAGCCAUCAGAGACCAGAACGUCAAGCAUUUGAUCCGCGUUCAGUUACGAAUGGAUGAAGUAAAUCGCAAGAAGAGCAGAGAUGCCACCAAUGCCGUACAUGCUGCCUCUAAACAGGCUUCUUCUUCGUCGUCGUCCUCGCUAUCUGUUCCUUCACUCAGAAACCCAGCCUCCAGAUCGCUUUCAAGUAACUCAGUGAACCAACGCUCGAUGUUGAAGUCUCUAAGACCAGGAAUGGUGCUGGGACUGAGUUCACAGGGAUCUAGUAGCUCGUAUAAUGUUCCCAAGGUGAAAACUGCUCAGGCUUCGCAGGCUGCAAAUGUCUCCUGGCAGGGUCCCCAAAAUCGCCAUAAACCUUCCCAGAAGUCAGCAAAAGAACUUACCGAAACUGAAAAUGAGCUCUUUGAUGAUUUCGACGAUGAUGGAUUCGAAUUCACCGACAAUUGGGAACGCAUCAACGACAACAAUCUUAACAAUGUCAACAACAAUACCAACAAUAACAACAACCAUAAUGGCUCUCGCUCAUCCUCAGGCUUGUCAGAACUAUCUUCAGGAAGAGGAUCUUCAUCAUCCAAUGUUAAUCUCAUAGAUCUCGAUGACGAUAACUGCAACUAUGAUGACCUAGUGCGUUCCAUGGAUGACAUCACUUUGAAACCACAUGCAUCACCAACAAGGCAGCAUCAACUGUUACUGGUACCAAAGGUUACUCUUACCAACCAUAGUUCUGGCAGUAUCAACAAGACCUCGGCUACCAAUGGAACAACAACUAACCGUCGAGUAGAUCACAUUUCCAAAAGCACAUCCGACAUUAGGACAAACCAUGCGCCACAGACAAAGCAGCCGUAUAUCUAUAACAAGCCAAAACCUAUAGACGUCAGCAAGAUCAUGAAGAAACAAUCCCAGAAUCGUUUAAAUCCGACAAAGAGCCCUACAAAGCAACCUACCACUGUCAAAAGUCAACCUUCCAAAACAGCUGCAGCUCAAAGAACUACACGCACAUCCAAUAAUAGCCACACUGCAAAGCCGAAGACGAAUCCAAGCAGUAACAUAUCUUACAACUACGUAAAAACUUCUAAGACUGUGAACCCUGCUGUUAAAAAGACAGUAAAGCCAGCUACACUUCAGCCAAAUAAAAUUAUGACAAAUCAGAAGAACAAGAGUAGCGAUGCUAUCAAUAGUCCAACCAUGGACGAUUUAUUGAGUGGCUAUGAUAAUGACGAAGUAGAUGUUAAUUUAUUAACAAAUGAAGAGGAACAAGAGGCUCUCAUCAACUCAGUUAGAGGAGUAGACCCUGAUGCGGCCAAACACAUUUUAAACGAUAUUGUUAUCCAUGGCGACGAGGUUUAUUGGGACGACUUGGUCGGAUUAGAAAGUGCUAAAUACUCGUUGAAAGAGGCCGUAGUAUAUCCAUUUUUGCGCCCUGAUUUAUUUAAGGGGUUGAGAGAGCCCACUAGAGGCAUGUUGUUGUUUGGUCCGCCAGGAACCGGUAAAACAAUGUUGGCGAGAGCUGUUGCUACGGAAUCGAAGUCAACAUUUUUCUCUAUUAGUGCAUCAUCCUUGACAUCUAAGUAUUUGGGAGAGUCCGAGAAGUUGGUGAGGGCUUUGUUUUUGAUGGCAAAGAAGCUAGCUCCAUCUAUAGUCUUUGUGGAUGAAAUAGAUUCUUUGUUGAGUUCCAGAACAGAGGGAGAAGUAGAAAGUACAAGAAGAAUUAAAAAUGAAUUUUUGGUACAGUGGUCCGAACUUUCCAGUGCAGCAGCCGGAAGAGAAUCUGACAACGAUGAUGUUUCUAGAGUUUUGAUUCUAGGAGCCACAAAUCUACCUUGGUCUAUCGAUGAGGCAGCCAGAAGAAGAUUCGCAAGAAGGCAAUACAUUCCUUUACCAGAGGCGGACUCUAGACUGGCACAGAUUCGAAAAUUAUUACAAUACCAGAAAAAUACUCUAUCGGACGAAGAUUACGAGGUCCUCAAGGACUUGACCGAUGGAUUCAGUGGCUCAGACAUAACUGCUCUUGCAAAGGAUUCAGCUAUGGGACCGUUGAGAGCUCUUGGAGAAAAACUUCUACUGACACCUACAGAGCAAAUUCGACCAAUUAACCUUGAAGACUUUAAGAACAGUUUGAAGUACAUCAGGCCAAGUGUUUCAUCAGAAGGGUUGCAGGAGUAUGAAAAAUGGGCCGAAAAAUUUGGAUCUUCAGGUGCAUAGGGGUGGAUUGAUUGACACCUCAGGAAUUCAAAUGCCCAGAAAAGACCAGCUUGUUCUGUUGGCUACUAGAUGCAGCGACUUAUCAGAUAUACGAAUAUUAUUGGUAUAUAUUUAGGUCUCAGUUAGUACUUUUGCGUGCAUUCACAAAUCGACUUCAUCAACGUUUCUAUUUUGAUUUUAUCAGGGGAACAAUAAAAGAAAUAAAUGAAAAGAAUG